UUUUGUAUUUUAAGGUUGGGAUUGAAUCGUCAACACCGCUUCGAUCUCGUCUUAUCCAUUGUUGAUCGGAGAUGAUGAUGACGUCGAGGAUGACGACGAUCACAAUGAUUCACGCCGCUGCUCCUCCUCGCCGAUUUCCCGGCCCAAGCUGCCCCCGCCGCCCAUUUCUCAAAACCCUAAAACCCCAAUUAAGAAUCCUCACACUCACAAACUCCUCUGCGCACCCUCCUCCUCCCUCCAUCUCUGCAAAACCCUCUUCUCAGUUGCGAAAAACUCGGAACACCGCCGUCGACGACGACAGCAAGCUCACCGCGCUCCGCUCCCUCUUCUCCACUCCUAGCAAUGCUAUUGACGCUUAUAUUAUCCCUUCUCAAGAUGCUCAUCAGAGUGAAUUUAUUGCUGAGUGUUAUAUGAGGCGGGCAUAUAUAUCGGGAUUCACCGGCAGUGCUGGCACUGUGGUUGUCACAAAGGAACUGGCAGCUCUUUGGACUGAUGGGAGAUAUUUUCUCCAGGCAGAGAAGCAGUUGAAUUCUAGCUGGACUCUCAUGCGAGCUGGUAAUUCAGGGGUGCCGAGCACUAGUGAAUGGCUUAAUAAUGUUCUGUCUCCAGGCAGCAGAAUUGGCAUAGAUCCUUUCCUUUUCUCUUCCAAUGCUGUAGAAGAACUUAGAGAGGCUAUGACCAGUAAUAGUCAUGAGUUGGUAUAUUUGUACGAGUAUAAUCUCGUCGAUAAGAUUUGGAAUGCAAGGCCAAAGCCUCCAAGUAAUCCGAUUAGAGUGCAUGAUCUUAAAUAUGCUGGAGUUGAUGUGUCUUCAAAGCUGUCUAACCUGAGGUCUGAAUUGAGUAAUGCUGGCUCAUCUGCAAUUGUCCUCUCCAUGCUCGAUGAAAUUGCAUGGCUUUUAAACUUGAGAGGGAAUGACAUUCCACAUUCACCUGUAAUGUACGCGUACUUGAUUGUGGAGGCUGAUGCUGCAAAAUUGUUUGUUGAUAAUUCUAAAGUUACUCGGGAAGUUGUGAGCUACUUGAAAAGUGCAGGUGUAGAGUUGAAAGCGUAUGAAUCAAUUCUUUCUGAAAUAAAAAGUUUAGCAGCAAAAGGGGCACACCUUUGGUUGGACACAUCAUCUGUUAAUGCGGCUAUUGCAUCCAUAUACGCAGCUGCCUGUGAUGAAUAUAGUGGGGGAGUUGGGAGCAAAACCAAAGUCAGGAACAGCACUACUGGUCAUUCUGGAGGGCCUCCGGCUGCAAUUUAUAGGCCUUCUCCGGUCUCACUUUUAAAGUCUCUUAAAAAUUUUGCUGAAUUGGAAGGGAUGCGCAAUUCUCAUCUUAGGGAUGCAGCUGCUCUAGCUCAGUUUUGGGACUGGUUAGAACAAGAAAUUCAAGAAGAUAUUGUAUUGACAGAGGUAGCAGUUUCAGACAAACUUCUAGAAUUUCGUUCCAAGCAAGCUGGCUUUGUUGGCACGAGCUUCGACACUAUAAGUGGUUCUGGUGCAAAUGGCGCAAUAAUACAUUAUAAACCAGAACCAGAUAGCUGUGGCCUAGUAGAUGCUAAAAAACUUUUUUUAUUGGAUAGUGGAGCACAAUAUGUUGAUGGAACAACUGAUAUCACUCGAACAGUACAUUUUGGUGAACCUUCCGCAUGGCAAAAAGAAUGUUUUACCCGGGUUUUACAGGGCCAUAUAGCUCUGGAUCAGGCUGUCUUUCCGGAAAACACCCCAGGCUUUGUAUUGGAUGCUUUUGCUCGUUCUUCCCUUUGGAAAAUCGGGCUUGAUUAUCGGCACGGUACUGGGCAUGGUGUUGGAGCUGCUCUUAAUGUUCAUGAAGGUCCUCAAAGUAUUAGUUAUCGUUUUGGAAAUACGACCCCGCUGAUGAAAGGCAUGGUUGUUAGCAAUGAACCUGGUUAUUACGAGGAUCAUGCUUUCGGCAUCCGUAUUGAGAAUCUUCUUUAUGUAAAAGAAGUGGACACUCCAAAUCGCUUUGGAGGUAUUGAAUAUAUUGGUUUUGAAAAGCUCACAUUUGUUCCGAUACAGGCAAAAAUGAUAGACAUGUCUUUGCUUUCUGUUACCGAGAUCGAUUGGCUCAAUGAGUACCAUUCUCAAGUUUGGGAAAAGGUCUCGGUAUUGCUGAAUGAUUCUCCUCGCGAGUGGCUUUGGAGAAACACACGUCCACUUGAGAAAGUGUAACUUACGAUGGUUUUGGCUUUGAAACCCACGACACUUGUCAGAGCCUAACUUAUGAUGGCUUUGUGUCCAAUUGCUUCUGUAUGUUGUUCUGCGAGUGGAAGCUUCUAUAACUUUGGAAAGUAUAUGUACAUAAAUCAGAUAAUUUGCUUGAUAAAGUAAGAAGCAUGUAUGAACGCUUUUACUUGAAUCUUCUAGUAGACAUCUAGGGAGAUGAAUUGCUUAUAUGGUUAUACCUUCCCAUUAAUUUAUACAAUGUAAACCUUGCAAAUGGUAUAAUGCUUAUAGUGCUUAAGGGUUUGACUUGUUUCCAUUA
Molecule: messenger RNA, 2490 nt
Organism: Daucus carota subsp. sativus
Lineage: Eukaryota; Viridiplantae; Streptophyta; Magnoliopsida; Apiales; Apiaceae
Product: aminopeptidase P2
Exons: 13
Coding region: 72-2177 (701 amino acids)
Molecular function (GO): metalloaminopeptidase activity
Source: RefSeq, a predicted model, not a curated record